AAGUCUUCACACUUCAUUUCCUCUAAUUUGUAUACCUUCCAAUUCAUUUCUUUGAAUUUUCCCUUUUCAUUCAUUUUUUAUUCUCUCUCACUAGCAAAAAGCAAAAUUACCUUUCCUCAUCAAGCUCAAAUUCAUAUUCAGAUCUGCAAUUUUUCUGUUGACUAUGUUUUUAGCCUUGUUUAAGUUCAACCAUCAUCUCUGGUUUUGCGCUCUACUGGAGCGUAGUCAGCUAGCUUCGUGACUUUGCUUAGCGUUCAGAUUUUGCGGAAAAUGGGAGAGGAGAAUUGUUGGGAGAGAGAAGUUGUAAUAACUGAGCUAACCAAGGGGAGGGAAUUGAUGUGUCAGCUGCAAAAGCACUUUGAUCCCAUGAAACAGGAUGUAUGCCAGUAUUUAUCUGUGGAAAUACUUUCUUCUUAUGAUAAAGCACUGUCCCUCUUAAAUGGCACAGCUUUAUCAGUAAUGAGCAAAGGCAAACAGAUUAUCAAUUCAGCACCAUCUUCAUCAACUGCUAAGCUGGAAUCUCCUCAUCUUCCGGUUGAUAGUAGCACAAAGAGUUCUGACCGUCCUUCUAACUCCAGGAAGAGGAAGAUGAUCUCGCGAAGGACAGAGUACGUACAUGCUCGAUCCAGAGAAGAGGUUCCACCUGAGGAUGGAUACAGUUGGAGAAAAUAUGGACAGAAACAUAUUUUAGGAGCAAAAUAUCCCAGAGAAUAUUAUCGAUGUGCUCGUCGUCAUUUGUCUAAAUGUAUUGCUACUAAGAUGGUCAAGCGAAGUGACACAGAGCCGCCAAUUUUUGAAGUUAUUUAUGGAGAAAGUCACAGUUGUGGUCAAGAAAGCAAAAACCAAAAUGAAGACUUACCUGCACCUGUGCUAACAGUGCUAACAAAAGAAAAACAAUCUGAAGAAGUUGGAAGAAGAGGGGAAAUAUCUGAAUCUGAUAUUGCUGAGAUGGUUUCAACACCAAAUAAUUCAUUCAACAAUUCCUCAACAGGUGUUGUAUUCUCAUCAAACUCCAAUUCCAAUUCACUAUUCAACAUCGCCAAUUCCGACUUCAUUUCCACACCAACUUCUUCACCCCAUCCUGACUGGAAUUUUUUGUCAUUUGAUGAUGAUGCUAGACUCACCGCUUUACUUAAUGAUGGACCUGAAAAUGUUAGCUGCACUUAUAAAGGUGUCGAUUUCAUCUCCACACCAACUUCAGUCCGCAAUUUGUUACUUGAUGAUAGUCUCACUACCUUAUCUAAUAGUGCACCUCAAAAUGCGAGGCGCAUCUAUAGAGGUGUCCGCCAGCGUUCUUGGGGGAAAUGGGCAGCUGACAUCCGCGAUCCCAAGCGUGGUGCUCGCGUCUGGCUUGGCACUUUUGACAAUUCUCAUGAUGCUGCUGUGGCUUACGAUGAUGCCGCCUAUAGAUUGUACGGGAAAAAUGCCAGAGUCAACUUCCCUGAGCGUUACAUGAAACAUGCAUAGAAUUUCAGGCCCAUGAAGAAUGCGCCAGGGAAAUCUACAGUCAAACUUACGAGUUCAGUAGUACGAACAACUUUGGUUCAAGCCCUAUAUUUGUGUUGAGAAAUGUAGUUCGGUUGAUGAGUAGACAAUGCAACAUUUGGAUUGUCCAAGUAGACACCCCUCUUACAAUUAGUCUCUAUAUAUUUAUGUUAGAUCAUCUUCUCCCAUAUCUUGAAAAGGGAUGAUGCUUAUUUUGGAACCCUGUUUACACUGAAAUAAUGGAAACAGACGACUGAAAUCAGAGGCGGAUCCAGAAUUUAAUUUUAAUGGGUUCAAUUUUAACUUUCCUAUUCCUAGUCCCUUAUUUCUAUACAGUGUGUCAGUAUUAGCAGUAAGAUUGGCACUAUUCUUGUAGUUUCGUAUCCCUGGAUCUCUAUCAUUACUCGUUGUAUUAUUUGCUUUUAUUGUUUGUUUA
Nicotiana tabacum (common tobacco) is the source of this 1921-nucleotide messenger RNA. Lineage: Eukaryota; Viridiplantae; Streptophyta; Magnoliopsida; Solanales; Solanaceae. The record is from RefSeq and is a predicted model, not a curated record.